AUGACGGCACGGGUAUCCCUACCCGCGCCGGUAGCAGCAGCGCCAGGAAUACCGACGGACGCGGCAGGAGCGACAGAGGCGCCACCGGCCGCCAAGGUGGAAGCGCUCCCGCUCUCCCUCGCCAUAGCCGCAGUGGUGCUUGUUGUGGUGCUAUUCGUUAUUGCCACACUAGCAUAUCGCCACCCCGGCGCCUUUCGUUACACGUGGACCCAACUACUGGGUCAACCUUCAGAGUGCACGGUGUGUCUGUGUGACUUUAACGAGGGUGAGCUGCUUCGCUAUUUGCUGCCCUGCGAGCACCGGUUCCACGUCAGCUGCAUCGACCAUUGGCUCGCCAACAGGACCACGUGCCCCGUGUGCCGAAUAGACCUCAAGGCGACGUCAUUGGAUGUGUCUAUAGAAACGAGGUGGAGGGAAAGCAGAGCAGUCUGA
Closterium sp. NIES-65 is the source of this 432-nucleotide messenger RNA. The record is from the annotation of a GenBank genome assembly. Lineage: Eukaryota; Viridiplantae; Streptophyta; Zygnematophyceae; Desmidiales; Closteriaceae.